This is a messenger RNA of Rotaria socialis, 225 nucleotides long. NCBI's taxonomy places the organism in Eukaryota, Metazoa, Rotifera, Eurotatoria, Philodinida, Philodinidae. The record is from the annotation of a GenBank genome assembly.
AUGGCUAUUGAUUUGAUUGAUGCUUGUCAACAUGAAAUUGAUCGAUUAACAACGCGAAUAAAUUUAUUAACGCAGUUAUAUAGGUCUGAUCAAAUAAGCAAUGAAGAAACAAUUGAAUUAGGACAAAGUGUUGCACAAAAAUAUUUUAUGGAACUUGAAUUAGAUAAAUUAAAUGCCGAAAAUAAUCGUCGUAAUCAAGGAAACCAAGCAACAGGCAGUGGUUAA